Oppia nitens is the source of this 1027-nucleotide messenger RNA. RefSeq names its product 39S ribosomal protein L32, mitochondrial-like (gene mRpL32). The record is from RefSeq and is a predicted model, not a curated record. Bases 101 to 709 code for a protein of 202 amino acids. Gene Ontology annotation, molecular function: structural constituent of ribosome. The transcript is spliced from 2 exons. Gene Ontology annotation, cellular component: mitochondrial large ribosomal subunit. Gene Ontology annotation, biological process: translation. NCBI's taxonomy places the organism in Eukaryota, Metazoa, Arthropoda, Arachnida, Sarcoptiformes, Oppiidae.
CACUUUGUAUACAUUUAAUGUGUUUGAAUUGAAUGUUAUUUUUUAGUAUAAUUUAAAUUGAAUUUUGAUUUACUUAUUGAAUGUUUAAUUGUUUUAUAUAAUGAAUAGAUUAUAUCGAUUGACAAUCACUUUAUCGGAUGUAAUCAAUGCAAACAUAUUUGGAUUUAAUAGACUCAAUCCGGUGUUUGUGGUAAACAUCGACCGAAAAGUGACCAAAAAUGCUGACCAUAUGUCUCGUUCACUAUUGGAUGACAUAAUGAGUGGCUUUCUAUGGGCGACACCAAAGAGGAGACUAACUCUUGAGCGAAGACUUGUUCGGCGAUUCGGUGUCGAGAAAUAUCCGGACUCGAGUGACAUCAUUAGACCCAAACAAAACAUCAUUAUUUGUGACCACUGCGGCCACUAUCACGAACUGCACACCAUUUGCGGUAAUUGCUAUAAACGAGUCAAAGACGAAACCAAAGUACUGCUCGAAAAAAUGAAAGAACGGAUCAACUAUUUCGAGCCAAUUGAUAAAGAAAUGGAGUUUAGGUAUGAAAAUGAUAAAACAAAUGACAAGACGACAGACAAUAAGCGAAUCGUUGAAGUGGACAGACAGAGACCCGAUUGGUUCUCACAGAAUUUGAUGACCAAAAGUGUUGGCAAUAAAUGGAUUCAAAAGAAUGCUAUUAUUGCUGAACAACAACCAAAAGUCUUAACAAAAGAUUAAUUAAUUUAUUUUAUUUUAAUAUAGAUUUUGAUUACAAUUAUUACAAUUUGAAAGAAUAAAUUGUUGUCAUAUAUAAUAUGUUUAUAUAUUUUAUAUUAUUAUUUAAAGGCCCCAACAUUUUGAGAUCUGUUAGAAUUAAUAACAUUUUAUUUUAAAUAUAAUCUAAAUAUGAUAUGCAGUGUAUAUAAGUAAUAUAAGUUGUUUUAAUUUGAAUUAUAGUUCAUUAUAUUAUAACAUGUCUAUCUUUAGGCACUUUUUGUUUAAUUGAGUUAUAGAUUAGUAAGAAUUGCACAAAAAAUAAUAAUUGAAUAAAAUUAA